Molecule: messenger RNA, 342 nt
Organism: Porites lobata
Lineage: Eukaryota; Metazoa; Cnidaria; Anthozoa; Scleractinia; Poritidae
Source: the annotation of a GenBank genome assembly
AUGCUUUGUGUCGUUUACCAUUCAACAGCUAACGGACAACCCGAGAACGUUGUUCUCUCCAACUACAUCCGAUCAAAUUUAGACAGCCUACUUAUAAAACAACCUAAUGCACUGGUGGUGAUUGCCGGGGAUUUUAACCCUACUUCGACGGGCCUCAAAUUAAAGGACUUGACGCAAUCAAACAAUCUUAAACAAAUCGUAAAAUUUAACACCAGAAAAACAGGAACCCUGGACCGGUUUCUUACGAAUAGACCUGCUAUUUUUCAAUUGUUUCAACUACCUAAGAUAGCGAGGAGUGACCAUUUUAUGAUUUUAGCAAAACCAAUAACAAGUAGCGCGUAA